AUGGCUGACGCCAGCGAGCAGCGAGCCGUCGCUACCGCCUUUGCACCCCCGCCGCCUAUGUGGAAGCACUUUACACGCGACAACCUCGAUAAGCUCGACCAAGUCAAGAAGGAGGCCUCCAAGGACACGGAUGGAGCCUAUACUGAUGAAAAGAAGUGGUCGCCAGCAGAACUACGAGCUUUGGAUCUGCCGCCUGAGCUACGCUUCCUGGUGCCGCCCGAGAUCCCCACCGGGGAGUACACGGUCUUUGGAGAGCCGCAGACUCUAUCUACAACUCUGCCAUCCUUGAAAGAUCAAAGCAUUGAGCAGCUCUACCCAGAGCCCGCGACAGACGCCGACCAAGCCAUCUCAGAGCCCGCCCAACCCCUCAACCAUGCCUACUACUUGCUGAAGAUUAGCAAGUCCCUCCUCUUGAACUUCCUGGAAUUUGUCGGAAUACUCUCGGUGUCGCCCGAACAAUUCGAGUCCAAGGUGGAGGACCUGCGCAACCUGUUCAUCAACGCCCACCAUCUGCUCAACCUGUACCGACCUCAUCAGGCGCGCGAAUCGCUCAUUAUGAUGAUGGAAGAACAGUUGAAGCGGACUCGAGAGGAGAUCAAGCAGAUGGACAAGGUCAAAUCAGACAUUGAGAGCUUGAUGGAGCAACUGGAAGCAGAGGGCGGCGGGGUCAACUCGGCAGAGCGUCUUGAGAGCACCACGGAGUCAAAGACAGCAACAAAACGCUCAGUCGAGGAUGCGCAACUGGUGUGGGAUCUCCUAGACAAGGUGAAUUGA
Molecule: messenger RNA, 774 nt
Organism: Penicillium daleae
Lineage: Eukaryota; Fungi; Ascomycota; Eurotiomycetes; Eurotiales; Aspergillaceae
Gene: med7
Product: mediator complex subunit MED7
Exons: 2
Coding region: 1-774 (257 amino acids)
Biological process (GO): regulation of transcription by RNA polymerase II
Cellular component (GO): mediator complex; core mediator complex
Molecular function (GO): transcription coregulator activity
Source: RefSeq, a predicted model, not a curated record